Messenger RNA from Rotaria sp. Silwood2, 1191 nucleotides. NCBI's taxonomy places the organism in Eukaryota, Metazoa, Rotifera, Eurotatoria, Philodinida, Philodinidae. The record is from the annotation of a GenBank genome assembly.
AUGAGUGAUAAUUGUUCUUAUAUUACAGAUAGUGUUGUGACUGUUAAUUCUACUUGUUCCGUUAUUAAUGAACCAGUUCAAUUAUCCUUCACCACCAUUGAAGAAGAAGUUGGAAUGCUUCAAAGAAAAAAUAAAAUAUGUGGUGCCAUCAAACAUCUUAUGCAUCAAACAAAUCAAGGUUCACAAUUUGUUGAUUUGUCUGUUGACCCAGCUCUUAGUGAUAAAUGUUUCAUUAUUGAAGUUGGUUCAUAUUUAAAAACAAUACAAGAAUUAGUAACAGACUUGAUAACCGAAUGCAACCGUACAUUAGAAGAAAUGCCAUCAUGCUUAACAACAGAUAAUGAUAUCCAAUCAUCUGAAUUAGUUACAUGUCGUGAUCCAUCGACAAAGAACAAGUUUAAAAAGGACACGUGUCAUUUUACCAAGAAAUGGUAUCAAGAAUAUCCACUUAUUGAAUACAGUCCAGUAACGAACAGUGCAUAUUGUUUUUGUUGUCGAUUAUUUGGCGGUGGACCAGGUAACGGGCAGGAGGAAGAUGCAUGGACAACAACAGGAGUUAAACAAUGGGACAAAAUGAAGGGUAGUCGGGGCAAAAACAAAAGUGGCAAAUUAGAAACUCAUUUUAAAAGUGAUUCACAUUUUUUAUCAUUAAAGCGUUACUUGAAUUUUAAAAAUCGAAGAAAUAAUAUAGAUUACAUAUUGGAUGCAAAUAUACAACAACGUGAACAAUUGAAAAUUCAGAUAGCUAAAUCUAAUCGAGCUGCUGUUAAAGUGCUGAUUGACUGUGCACGUUAUCUAUCAAGACAAGAUUUAGCAUUUAGAGGUCAUACAGACGAAGAUGGUAAUUAUUUUCAAUUGGUUAAUCUGUUGGCUAAAUAUAAUCCAUUUAUUCAACACUGGCUAUCUGAUGCUCAAAAUAGAUCAUAUAAGGUGACAUACAUGUCAAAAGAUUCACAAAAUGAAUUUAUUCAAUUGAUUGGUGAAAUAAUGCUCGAUAAGAUUUUAAAGGAAAUUAAAUCAGCUCGUUAUUAUUCGCUAAUGGCUGAUUCAACACCUGAUUCCAAUAGACAAGAUAUGUUUAGUAUAUUUAUUAGAUAUGUUGAUGAAAAUCUAAUACCAAAAGAAAGAUUAAUUUCGAUAAAAGAAACAAUUGCAAAAACUGGUAAGUUACCUUAUGAAAAAAGUUAUUGA